AUGUGCGGUCAGUGGCUCCUCUCCCAUAACUCGCUGGCAGCCACACACAGCCCUCCCAGGAACAACAGACCUACACUCCUCACAGCCCUCCCAGGAACAACAGACCUACACUCCACACAGCCCUCCCAGGAACAACAGACCUACACUCCACACAGCCCUUCCAGGAACAACAGACCUACACUCCUCACAGCCCUUCCAGGAACAACAGACCUACACUCCUCACAGCCCUUCCACAGGAACAACAGACCACAGCCCUUCCAGGAACAACAGACCUACACUCCACACAGCCCUCCCAGGAACAACAGACCUACACUCCACACAGCCCUUCCACAGGAACAACAGACCACAGCCCUUCCAGGAACAACAGACCUACACUCCACACAGCCCUCCCAGGAACAACAGACCUACACUCCACACAGCCCUUCCACAGGAACAACAGACCACAGCCCUUCCAGGAACAACAGACCUACACUCCACACAGCCCUUCCAGGAACAACAGACCUACACUCCACACAGCCCUUCCAGGAACAACAGACCUACACUCCACACAGCCCUUCCAGGAACAACAGACCUACACUCCACACAGCCCUUCCAGGAACAACAGACCUACACUCCUCACAGCCCUUCCAGGAACAACAGACCUACACUCCUCACAGCCCUUCCAGGAACAACAGACCUACACUCCUCACAGCCCUUCCAGGAACAACAGACCUACACUCCACACAGCCCUCCCAGGAACAACAGACCCACACUCCACACAGCCCUUCCAGGAACAACAGACCUACACUCCUCACAGCCCUUCCAGGAACAACAGACCUACACUCCACACAGCCCUUCCAGGAACAACAGACCUACACUCCUCACAGCCCUUCCAGGAACAACAGACCACAGUCCUUCCAGGAACAACAGACCUACACUCCUCACAGCCCUUCCAGGAACAACAGACCUACACUCCUCACAGCCCUUCCAGGAACAACAGACCACAGCCCUUCCAGGAACAACAGACCACAGCCCUUCCAGGAACAACAGACCUACACUCCACACAGCCCUUCCAGGAACAACAUACCUACACUCCUCACAGCCCUUCCAGGAACAGUAGACCUACACUCCACACAGCCCUUCCAGGAACAACAGAACACACUCCACACAGCCCUUCCAGGAACAACAGACCUACACUCCACACAGCCCUUCCAGGAACAACAGACCUACACUCCUCACAGCCCUUCCAGGAACAGUAGACCUACACUCCUCACAGCCCUUCCAGGAACAACAGACCUACACUCCUCACAUCCCUUCCAGGAACAACAGACCUACACUCCUCACAGCCCUUUCCAGGAACAACAGACCUACACUCCUCACAGCCCUUCCAGGAACAACAGACCUACACUCCUCACAGCCCUUCCAGGAACAACAGACCUACACUCCUCACAGCCCUUCCAGGAACAACAGACCUACACUCCUCACAGCCCUCCCAGGAACAACAGACCACAGCCCUUCCAGGAACAACAGACCUACACUCCUCACAGCCCUUCCAGGAACAACAGACCUACACUCCUCACAGCCCUUCCACAGGAACAACAGACCUACACUCCUCACAGCCCUUCCACAGGAACAACAGACCUACACUCCUCACAGCCCUUCCAGGAACAACAGACCACAGCCCUUCCGGGAACAACAGACCUACACUCCUCGCAGCCCUUCCAGGAACAACAGACCUACACUCCUCACAGCCCUCCCAGGAACAACACAUGCAGAGUGGCCGCUAAAGCUUUAGUACAGGGGUAUUCAAAUCCUACCCUGGAGGUCCGGAGUACUGCUGGUUUUAUAGCCCAGGGGUUAUUCAAAUCCUACCCUGGAGGUCCGGAGUACUGCUGGUUUUAUAGACCAAGGGGUAUUCAAAUCCUACCCUGGAGGUCCGGAGUACUGCUGGUUUUAUAGCCCAGGGGUAUUCAAAUCCUACCCUGGAGGUCCGGAGUACUGCUGGUUUUAUAGACCAGGUGUAUUCAAAUCCUACCCUGGAGGUCCGGAGCACUGCUGGUUUUAUAGCCCAGGGGUAUUCAAAUCCUACCCUGGAGGUCCGGAGUACUGCUGGUUUUAUAGACCAGGUGUAUUCAAAUCCUACCCUGGAGGUCCGGAGCACUGCUGGUUUUAUAGCCCAGGGGUUAUUCAAAUCCUACCCUGGAGGUCCGGAGUACUGCUGGUUUUAUAGCCCAGGGGUAUUCAAAUCCUACCCUGGAGGUCCGGAGUACUGCUGGUUUUAUAGACCAGGGGUAUUCAAAUCCUACCCUGGAGGUCCGGAGUACUGCUGGUUUUCCUGUUCUACCUGAUAAUUGAAUAUCACCCACCUGGUGUCCCAGGUCUAAAUCAGUCCCUGAUUAGAGGGGAACAAAGCCUAGCUCUUAUCACUGAACUGAGGACUGUUAGUAAACAAACAUGCUGUUAGCUCUGAGGAGACUAGGCCUUUGGACACAGAUCUAGAAUCAGCCCGCACAGGAUACCCUCUCCCGAUACUAACCUUAACCACAAAACACACUACUGACCUCAGAUCAGUGACUACAGGCAACUUCAUACUCAAUAUUUAAUGUGGCACCAAGACCUAAUGUCACACACACAUGCAGACACACACGUACACACACGUGUACACACACACACACACACACACACACACACACACACACACACACACCUCCAGCCAGCUAGUGUGAGCCAACACUAAGCUGUGAUAAAGCACAUAUUUUACUUAGUGAAAUAUAGAAUACCGUUACAUAUACAUAUAUAUAUAUAUACUGUAUAUAUAUAUAUAAAGACAGAAAGGAUAUUAUAUACAGUGUAAUACUUAGAAAUAAAAAAAACAUUUAAAAAAGA
Molecule: messenger RNA, 2865 nt
Organism: Coregonus clupeaformis (lake whitefish)
Lineage: Eukaryota; Metazoa; Chordata; Actinopteri; Salmoniformes; Salmonidae
Product: mucin-12-like
Exons: 3
Coding region: 1-1938 (645 amino acids)
Source: RefSeq, a predicted model, not a curated record